AUGGCACUGCACGAUGAGUCUACAGAUGGUUCCACGUCAGAGGGAGAAGUCAAAGAGGAAGGAUGCUUCUGCUUGCGUGGCCUCUGUAAGCGCCGAGCUCGUGUCCACAAAGGGGAUGAGGAGGCGCAGGACCAUUGCGGUGGUGGCGAUGACAUGUCAAGCAGGCAAUGGAUUGGCUUGUUCCUGGCGCUUUCGACCAUCGUCGGCUUCCUCAUCACAGAGCCGUCCAGCUCCCUUACACGCAGGCAGCACAGGACUCUGGGCGUGCUCAUCUUUGCCGCGAUCAUGUGGAUCUCGGAGGCAAUCCCCAUACCACUCACAGGUAUGAUCGUGGGGCCGCUCCUCUUUCUGCUGGAUGUAUGUCGCCUCGGCCGUUCACUCUCCGCUUACUUCAGCAACGUGACGCUGGUAUUGUUUGGAAGCUCCUUCAUCUCAAUCGCCAUGGAGCGACACGGCCUCGACGCGCGAUUCGCAAAGGCCAUCACGAACUGCUCUUGGGUGGAGUCGAAGCCUACGAGGAUGCGAAUGGCCAUGAUGUUGGCUGGCUGUGUCAUGUCGAUGUGGGUCACGAACACAGGAUCGGCGUACAUCCUCACACCCAUCGUCCUCAGAUCCUUCAGUGCUGAGAGGCAGAGGAGGUUGGAUGACCACGAGGAGCAACGGACGCUCAUGGGAUCGCUCCUCUCCGUGGCCUAUGCCUGCAACACUGGCGGCAUGGGAACCUUGGUUGGAACUGGCUCCAACCUGGUGGCCGUAAGGUUCCUACGAGAGAUGGGUGUACAGAUCGAUUUCGUGCGGUGGAUGGUUGUUGGUGUACCUGCUGCCUUGUCGGUGGCUUCAGUGUGCUAUCUGGUCCUGUACAUGCGCUUUAAGCCUACGAAGUCCAUGACCACGCAGAUUCUCAGCACCGGAAGACCCCAGCCCUGGACGUUUGGUGAGAAAGUGGUGGCUGCAUCCUUCGUGUUCACGGCGUCUCUUUGGGUGUUUCCGGCUUUCUAUGCCUUGGCGCAUGGCAGCCAUCAUGAAAUGGUCAAGCGCAAGCUCCUUGCAGGUGUAUCCGUCCUCAUCGGUACCUUUCCCAUGUUCAUCAUCCCAGACAGAGGUGACUCUCCACGCCCGGCUCCCUUUGGGCCCCCUGUCGGAGGCGGACAUCGGGUCCUACCGUGGUCUGUGGCAAAGAGCGCAGACUGGGGGAUCGUCAUGCUGGUGGGAGGGGGCCUGGCCAUCGGGUCACAAAUGCAAGAAACUGGCCUGGCCGACGUCAUCGCGGAGCAGUUCGUCAGCUCCACUGGCAUCAAUGAUAUCUGGGUCCUCACCUUCGUCACCACCAUGCUCACUAUCUUCGCGACAGAGAUCACGUCCAAUACAGCCACCACAAGUAUCAUGGUUCCUGUGGUCAUCGCUGUCUCAAAGUCAGUCAGUGCAGACCCAAAUGCUGCCGUGGCACCGGCGAUUGGGGUCGCGCUGGGAGCCAGCUGCGCGUUUAUGCUGCCAAUUGCCACUCCACCGAACUAUAUUGUGAAGGAGACGGGCCACGUGGACUUCUGCCAGAUGGCAUCUACCGGCUUCAUUAUCAACGUGAUCUGUUCCGGGCUCAUCUGGCUGAUCCUGCGCAUGACCGUCCCACUCGUGUGGGGGGUAUAA
Messenger RNA from Symbiodinium sp. CCMP2592, 1644 nucleotides. NCBI's taxonomy places the organism in Eukaryota, Dinophyceae, Suessiales, Symbiodiniaceae. The record is from the annotation of a GenBank genome assembly.